AUGGUGAAUGCAGGUAUGCGUUCCUCGAAAUUGGAUGAAGAUUUUCGAUGCAAGCAAGGUGCCCCACAAAAAGCAGUUAAGAAGAGUGGCAUUUUGGGUCAUGCAGCUCAAGUUUACACCUGUAAGAUAUUCAAUUUAUUUGAAAAUCAAUUUCUUGAUAGUCUUGCAAUGGUUUGGGAUCAAGUUGAUUGCCAAGAUACAAUUGGUGUUUUUGAGGUCAAAGAAGAAAAUAGUGAAAGAGUACGCAUUGUCCGGUUUGAUCGUCUUAAUAAUAAUAUUUCUUGUUCUUGUAAGAAAUUUGAGUCAUUGGGGAUUCUUUGUUGUCAUGCAUUGCGGGUUUUUAGUAUAAAAAAUUUAACUAGAAUUCCAAGUCAAUACAUUUUGAAACGUUGGACAAAAGAGGCUAAGAAGGGGAUGAUGACUUAUGAACAAGACAAUCAUUCACUUAGUAAUGAUAAAGAGGCAAAGAUAGUAUGGCGUAAUAGCAUGAUGCGAAUAGCUAAUACAAUCAUAUCUAAAAGUCAAGGGGAGGAUAGCCUUAAGAGAAUUUGCCAAAAAUUGCUAUUGGAACUUGAUGAAAAAAUUGAAAGGGAGUUAUCAAGGGUCAAGUUUGGUGUAGAUGCAAAUGUGGAAGAGAAUGAAGUCAUACAAUGUGACACCACUGAUGAAAUGCCUUGCUUGCCAAAUGAGGUGUUAGUGUUAAAUCCCCCAUGUGUGAGAUCAAAAGGUUUAAGAAAUACUAGACUUAAAGGGCACUUUGAGAAGCGCAAGGCAAACACAUCUAAAGAUGCAUCUUCUUCAAGUGAGUAA
Molecule: messenger RNA, 810 nt
Organism: Quercus lobata
Lineage: Eukaryota; Viridiplantae; Streptophyta; Magnoliopsida; Fagales; Fagaceae
Product: protein FAR1-RELATED SEQUENCE 5-like
Exons: 2
Coding region: 1-810 (269 amino acids)
Biological process (GO): regulation of DNA-templated transcription
Molecular function (GO): zinc ion binding
Source: RefSeq, a predicted model, not a curated record